AUGCGUGACUUAGUAGUAUUAGCAGGAUCACUGCAUCCAAAUCUUACCCGUGCAAUUUGCAGAAACCUAACAAUCGCCCCAGUCGAAGUCAUAUCUCGUAAAUUCUCCAAUGGAGAAACCUCAAUAGAAAUCAAAGAUUCAGUUCGAGAAAAAGAUGUAUUCAUUAUUCAAUCUGGUUGUGGACAUGUUAAUGACAAUUUCAUUGAAUUAUUAAUCAUGAUUGCUGCAUGUAAGACCGCUAGUGCCAAAAGAGUAACAGCUGUCUUACCAUUGUUUCCAUAUUCUAGACAACCUGAUGUUCCUCAUUUAGCUAAUUUAACAGGAGCUCCAAAAGUAAGUACCAAAAAGGAUACUUAUACUUUUGAAAGUGCACCAGGCACACCGAGACCAUUAUCUGGAAGAGAAGAGAAGAAGUUUCAAUUAGGGAUGCCACAGGUGAAUACUGGUUCCAACACCCCCAAGAGUUCCAAUCCUGGUGUUAAGAGUCCAAUACCUAUUAAAUCGACAUAUACUGCCAAAUCUAUAAGUACCAACCCAGCAGCCAGUUUAAGCAAUAUGUUUAGUCAAGUAGAUGCACAAGGUCGUAACGAAAGUGGAUAUAAACAAUGGAUAUCACCCAAUGGUACUUUGAUUGCCAAUUUAUUGACUACCGCGGGUGCUGAUAGAAUGAUAACUAUGGAUUUACAUGAUCCUCAAUUCCAAGGAUUUUUUAAUAUCCCAGUUGAUAAUUUAUACCUGCGUCCAUUAUUACAACAUUAUAUUACUCAAUAUAUUCCAAAUUAUUUGGAAUGUGUUAUCGUUAGUCCUGAUAGUGGUGGUGCUAAGAGAGCAACUGCAGUUGCGGAUGCUAUUGGAUGUCCGUUUGCGUUGAUUCAUAAAGAGCGUCGUGCGAAAGUUGCUAAGAAUCCUCCUCUGACAAGUGCUGGAUCAGCAGGAGCAGCAGCAGCUGGUUCAGUAGCUGGUGGUGCAGCCGCAGCCAUGGGAAUUUCUCAAUCACUUGGUACGACUACAAUGGUAGCGACUACUAUGUUAGUUGGAGAUGUUAAAGAUAAAGCUUGUAUUCUUAUUGAUGAUUUAGUGGAUACAUCAUAUACGAUAACUAGAGCUGCCAAAUUAUUAAAAGAUCAAGGUGCAAAAUAUGUUUAUGCUUUAGUUACUCAUGGUAUUUUCAGUGGUGAUGCUGUUAAUCGUAUCAAUAAGAGUGCAAUUGAUAAAGUCAUCACUACCAAUUCCGUACCUCAAAGUGAUACAGCUGAUGUGUUUGGUGAAGAUAAAUUUGAAGUGUUGGAUGUGAGUAGAAUCUUUGCUGAAGCUAUUAGAAGAAUUAAUAAUGGCGAGAGUGUAAGUAUGUUGUUUGAUCAUGGAUGGUAG
This is a messenger RNA of Hemisphaericaspora subhashii, 1371 nucleotides long. RefSeq names its product ribose phosphate diphosphokinase subunit (gene PRS5). NCBI's taxonomy places the organism in Eukaryota, Fungi, Ascomycota, Pichiomycetes, Serinales, Debaryomycetaceae. Bases 1 to 1371 code for a protein of 456 amino acids. Gene Ontology annotation, cellular component: ribose phosphate diphosphokinase complex; cytoplasm. Gene Ontology annotation, biological process: purine nucleotide biosynthetic process; 5-phosphoribose 1-diphosphate biosynthetic process; ribonucleoside monophosphate biosynthetic process. Gene Ontology annotation, molecular function: magnesium ion binding; ribose phosphate diphosphokinase activity. The transcript has a single exon. The record is from RefSeq and is a predicted model, not a curated record.